Messenger RNA from Folsomia candida, 2169 nucleotides. RefSeq names its product interferon-induced, double-stranded RNA-activated protein kinase. The record is from RefSeq and is a predicted model, not a curated record. Gene Ontology annotation, molecular function: ATP binding; protein kinase activity. The coding region runs from base 1 to 1515 and encodes 504 amino acids. NCBI's taxonomy places the organism in Eukaryota, Metazoa, Arthropoda, Collembola, Entomobryomorpha, Isotomidae. The transcript has 2 exons. Gene Ontology annotation, biological process: protein phosphorylation.
AUGGUUGGCCCUCCCUCAGAAUAUUUCUGUUAUUGUGACUGCGAUUUUAUUUCUGGUCCCCUCUACGAUGACGGAGCUACGAAAUUUGGAUGUAAAAACAUUUCAAACUUCAUCAAUAACCGUGAGUCUACGACUGACCAGGAACUAGGUACAAAUCAAGUAACGACGAAACCAAAAAUUCCUUUCAAAAGUACAAUAAUUCCACAAAUUACACAAGGGACUACGGAAGAAAUUACUAAAAAAUUAGAAACGACCAAAGCGAUAUCAAAAACUAGUGACAUUCCAAUUACGAGUAUUUUUAACGGUUCGCAAAAUAAGGAAAAUAAGGAAAAUCAAGACUUGCCAGAAGAACAUACCUCUGUUCUACGAAUAAUUGGUAUACUAGUUGGGUUCGGAGCAAUUUUAAUUAUUUUGGCCGUCGUAUUUCUUUUCAAAAGACAAGGAAAGAAACAGAAGCCAUCGACUGACAGGACUUGUAAGGUCGAACUUGACGUACUUUGUUCUUCUCUGGAUCCCCAUCCCGCCCUCUGGCGAAACUCUGAUUUCCUAUCUUGCAUAGGGAAAAUUGGUCACGGCUGCUUUGGCGUCGUUUUGAAAGCUGUGGAUCACAAUGACGUUUAUAACGGAGAUGGUUUCGCCAUUAAAUGUGUCGAUAUCGAUAAAACCCUCAAUUCCAUGUCAUCUCGCGAUUCUGCGUCACUUUUCUACAAACUUCUAAACGAAGUCCGCGCACUGAGCAGGCUAAAUUGUGACAAUGUCGUAAAAUAUCACAGCUGUUGGGCAGAAUCCGACGGAGUCGUGCACAUCGGAAGAGUUGAAUUGGAAGAAUGUAUUUCCACCAUUGUUUCUUCGGAUUCUCGGUUCUUCUCAGUCGGUAGUUCGAAUGCGUUGUUCGCGCGAAAUUAUCUCUUUUUGAAACUAGAAUUUUGCGAUACUACGUUAGAUAAGUUUAUAACGCAAUUUAAAAAUCAGUCAAGAAACUGUGAUGGGAAAAAUUGUCAAUUUAACUCAAUCGUCGUUGAUGCAGGCCGACAGAUAGCCACCGGUCUGAAAUAUGUUCACUCAAAAGGGAUCAUUCAUCGAGAUAUAAAACCAGCUAAUAUUUUGGGAAGGUUGACCGACUCGAGGGACGCAAUAACAUGGAAGAUUGGAGAUUUUGGGCUAUCAGUCAUACUUAAUGAUAAAGAGUACGGUGGAGCGUCGGCCGGAACAAGUUUGUAUCGUAGUCCGGAAAUGAAGAAUGGAUGUCCGUACUCAAGUAAAAGCGAUAUUUAUAGUUUAGGACUUUGUUUCUUGGAGAUGGCACAAUUGAAUGGAUGCCAAUUUUCGAAAUAUGAGGUAUUUAAUAAUUUAACAGAAAUCGGGGAACAGGCCAAGAAACAUGUGAUAAAGGAUAUCACUAUGGCCAAUUGCGGUGAGGAGUAUGGCAAGAUGUUGAUCAAAAUGUUGAAAAGAGAUUGGGAAAAAAGAUGGAAUUCUGGACAAGUUUGUGAAUUUAUUUCAACACAUUUUUAAAUAAUGGCCGUGAUAAAUCUGUAUGUAUUAGCUUAAAAUUUGAUUUUCGAGUGCCAAAAAAGUAACGAUGCAUUGUGACAAGUUGUCGAACUAAAAAUUAAAUUGUCUAAGCCCACUCAAGCAGAAAAUGUUUAUGAAGAUGUAUUUAAAUCUCUUCUUGAUUUAAAAAGUAAAUAAAAAAUAAACUGAGGAUGUAAUUAGUCACAUUAAAAAAAAUUGGCAAUACAUACAUUAUAAACAGUCAUAUAUGUUUAUUUGUUAAAUAGAAAAAAAAACAAAUAUGACCGUACAUUAGUGUCAACAAUAUCGUAGCGCAAUGAUUAUUGAAGACCUACUCUAAUUUUUGUAUUAUUUUACGCCAACUAGGCAUUAAUCGUAUAAUCCAAAAUGGUGACGUAAUCCAUUGAUUUAGUCGAAUUUUUAUGCUAGAAUCCCAAGUGUCCACACGACUUGUGCGGCCAAUAGAUACAUAUGAAAUGUUUAUAAAUACGCGAUAUAGAAAAAUUGUAUUAAAAAUAUAAAAGACGGGAACUUAGCUAUUUACAGAAGUUUGAAUUGAGUUUCAAAAUAAUUUAUUAAGUAUUUAAUUUAUGGGUAUGUUUUUUCAUGCUCAUACAUGUUCAUAAUUUAUUUCUCUGCGUUUCGAAAAUUUCU